AAAAGGACAUAGAGACACAGCAUAUGGCAUACAGUACAUACACUUCACUCGACAUCACAUUCCAACAGAACGAAAAAAGUAGCGACUUAGCCUACUACGGGCGUCUGACUUUCCCACAAGCUACGCCGCAGCUAGGAAGGAGGGAGACGCCAGUGGCGAAGGUCGCCGCACAUCUGUCUCCUACUUACCCUUCCUCCACAGGUCUUCAACGAGUUCGAGGCGCUAUUUUGUCUCGGAUUUUCGCGAUUCCGAGGUUACAUUUCUGGGAAUAUUGUUGCGGCAGAGGUGGAAAACUCUACAACUCGAGCUCUGCCGAAGCGGUUCCCCGGAUCCUUUGUACACGCGAGCGGCGCGGCUGCAAUUUAAUAACAAGCAUGUGUCGCAGGUGCUCCGAUGACACCGAAUUAGCACCACUCCCGUCGCCAAACUCCGCCAAUUCCGCAGCUUCGACCGCGGAGCGACUCGCAUCGGGUUGGACCUCGGACUCGGAGCCGCCGCGGCCGCUGCCGCCGAAACUCUCUGCCAGCGGCUGGUCGCGGCUCGCUCACGCGCUGAGCCACAGCAGCCACGGGAAUAGCCGCCGCGCAGCCGCAGCGGCGCUGACUCAGACCCCUCAGAACACGGCGCUGGACGCCGGCCGCGGAGCUCCAAGUCGGAGCGUCAAGGACGUGACGGCGCCGUCAGCCGCCGCACUUCUGCCGGCAGGCACGCGUCAGCGGCCGUCAACUGCAGGGGAGUCGCCGCGGUGGGAUACCAGCAAGGAUGACGGCGAGCCGGCGCUUCUGCUGCUUCCUGACGGCUCCGUCCAAAUCGUGUGCGCGUCGCAGCCUCCCUCGAGCGCUCGGAGCAACCGCAAUUUCGGGAGAAAACCCGUCCUUUCUGUCCGCCAAGACUUGGAGAAUGACGAUAGCCGGCCCGGGAGGCCCACCCGCGCGAGCGACGUGCUUCGGGACCACCCGGGCUGUCAGGUAGGGUCGCUGACGUCAUCUCAUGCCUUCCUUCGCCCGCAGCAGGCGUUAAAGCCCGGCCACGUGUACUUCCUCCAGCCGCCCCUCGCGCUUCCCGCUCCCAGCGACUAUGGAACCGAUUCGGGUAAUUAUGAUGCUGGUGGCUCGGGUGCGCGGAGGGGGGACUUUGGAGACAGUGGCUCUACGGCGCUGCUUGCCCCACGAGAUGCUUGUAACGAGGAUGACGAUGGCGAGGAGACGCCCCAGCCUUGCUUGGAAGAUGUGAUUGAAAGUCUCGUCGCUCUGGACCGACACUCCCUCUCCCCCUCCCCCAAUCCGUCCCUCUACCGCACUCCCUGCGCCUGCUGCAACGGCGGACACCACCCCACCACUUCCAACUGCCUCUCCUCUCACUCCUCUCACUCCCUCAACCACGCCCACUCGCUUCCCCCCUCCGCAUCUGCUGCCAUGCGUCCUCCAUCCGCAUCCCCGCUGAUGCCACCCGUGUCCCCACCAUCCCCAUUUGCUAACUCGCCAUUGCGCAGUUGCCUCCCAAUUGGACGCCACAGCCGCCCACAAGAGAACUUCUCCACUUUUCCAGAGAACACCGAUUUCGGAUUUGAUCACGCCGCCGCUCACGCAUUCGCCUCGUCUGCCGCCCAGGAGAGUUGCUCGUCUCACCUGAUCCACCGUGGCUGGUGCACUGCGAGCCGAGGCACGCACCUGCCGGCUCCUCCUUCUGCCAGCGGCCAUUACAACUGCAACAGCAGCAGCGCAUGUGGUGUCGUGAAGAGCUACAGCACCAGUUUUGAGGUCAACAGUAUUGGAUGCAGCGGCUUCAGCAGCAGUAGCACCGGCAGUAGCAGCGGCAGCAGCAGCAGCAGCAGCAGCAAGUAUACGAUCAGUCAUGCCAGAGGGUCCUUUGUAGCAGUGGAUGACGUACCGGAGAAGGGGCAAGUGCAGCGGCACAGCCGAUUCCGAGUGCGAGGAAGAGCCGUGGUGACAGUAGAGGACAUGGUGUUUGGCCGGGGGGAAACCACCCUGGCAUGAAUGAACCAAAGCCAUAAUUUAGGAGGAAGUACUUGAGUCUUGAGUGCUGGUGCUGGUGCUGGUGCGAACUCCAGCCACAAUUGAACAGGCUGUUAUGGCCUGAGCAGAUCGAGCCAUGAGCUGAUUUCGGCUGGGUGGACCCGAAUUGGGCACGAACCCGAGCCGUGAGUGACUUGCUGCUUUCCUGGUUUGGCCCGUAGCUGUCGGCAGCCAGCCCUAGGUACCACCUGGCUCCUUGUGGUAGUAGCUUUGUUUUGUGGUAGUUCUUGGUGGCAUUUCCGUGUUGUUCCUGAUAUGUAUGUGUCAACUUAUACAUAUUAGCUAUGUAGAAGUUAUAGGCUAGACUGAGGUUUGCUUCUAGUGAGUAC
Molecule: messenger RNA, 2365 nt
Organism: Closterium sp. NIES-67
Lineage: Eukaryota; Viridiplantae; Streptophyta; Zygnematophyceae; Desmidiales; Closteriaceae
Source: the annotation of a GenBank genome assembly